This is a messenger RNA of Marchantia polymorpha subsp. ruderalis, 849 nucleotides long. The record is from the annotation of a GenBank genome assembly. NCBI's taxonomy places the organism in Eukaryota, Viridiplantae, Streptophyta, Marchantiopsida, Marchantiales, Marchantiaceae.
CUCCAAUCUCCAGGAGAGCUCGACGACACGAGCUCGAGUCACGCAUCAGGUCGACGAUACUCAGGACACUUCGAGACGGAAGCUCGGCAAGCGCAAUGGUGGAACGCAAGGGAGAACGCGUCAGGUUGUACGUUCGGGGUAUCAUCCUCGGCUACAAGAGAUCUAAGUCUAACCAGUACCCCAGCACCUCAUUGAUCCAAAUCGAAGGCGUCAAUACCGCGGAAGAUGUGAACUGGUACUUAGGAAAGAGACUCGCAUAUGUAUACAAGGGAAAGACCAAGAAGAACGGAUCCCUUUUCCGUUGCAUUUGGGGCAAGGUUGCCCGGUGCCAUGGUAACAGUGGAGUUGUCCGCGCCAAGUUCAGAAAAAACCUGCCGCCUGCUUCUCUGGGCGCUAAAGUCAGGGUGUUCAUGUACCCCAGCCGCAUUUGAAUUGGCGAACAGAAAGUAGUUAAUUGAAGUUUAUACUCUGGAGCAGGCAGGCGAACUCUUCAGCGAAGAAAGAUGAUGGCUUGUCAAAGGACAUCAUUGAAUUCCGUCCUCUGGCCCGAGGGUUUUGUAGCAACCUACACCACUUUUUUUAUUCCACAAGUCACAUGUCUUUCACGGCUUCCCGCGAACAUCAUGGUGUAGUACACUCUGAUUGCCCUUGAGGUUGUGCUGAAGAGGAACCUGAGUUGCACAUGUUAUGUUCAAUUUUGCUGGAUAAUAUUAUCAAUGAGAUUUUGAUGUCAAUAUUCAAAAUUGAGGUUCAACGGAGAAACACCUUAGGGAUUAAUUUUCCCAAUCCGCCUGAAUCUGAUGCUUUAUCAACUGCAUUAUUCAAACUCCUUUCUCCCUGUUGUGAACA